This is a messenger RNA of Menidia menidia (Atlantic silverside), 1528 nucleotides long. Lineage: Eukaryota; Metazoa; Chordata; Actinopteri; Atheriniformes; Atherinopsidae. The record is from the annotation of a GenBank genome assembly.
CAGAUAUCAAACUCAUGAUUACUGCAAAGGACUAUCAAUAAACUGAGAGGAGUCCACUGACUUUUGGAAGAGCUCGGUGGGCUGGGGACGCGAGUUUUUUUGUGUGUCUUUUUUUUUUUUUGUUGCGUGCAUGGACCGGACUUUGUGUCAACUUUUCUCCCUCGGUAACUCACUUUAUACGCAUCCCAAAUGCCUUCGCUCAAUUUGACAGCUGUGCACACAAUGGCAGAGGUCGGGAGCUUUCUGGGGACGCUCGACUUGGAUUUACAGAGCUUUCCUGCUCUGGGGAGUAUACCCCUGCCAGAUUCCCCGGUGGGGCUGAGCGAGCGGCUGGGCCAGAUUGAAGGCAGGCUGCAGCGGGGGUCGCCCACGGAUUUUGGGCACCUCAAAGGCAUCCUGAGGCGGCGGCAGCUCUACUGCAGGACCGGCUUCCAGCUGGAGAUAUUCCCCAACGGCACCGUGCACGGGACUAGACAGGACCACAGCAGAUUUGGUAUCCUGGAGCUCAUCAGCGUGGCAGUGGGUCUGGUCAGCAUCAGAGGGGUGGAUGCUGGACUUUACCUGGGCAUGAAUGAAAAAGGAGAGCUCUACGGGUCGAAGAAGCUGACCCAAGAAUGCGUGUUCAGGGAGCAGUUUGAGGAGAACUGGUACAACACUUACGCUUCAACUCUGUACAAGCACACGGACACGGGACGCUUCUACUACGUGGCUUUAAACAAGGACGGCUCGCCCAGGGAGGGCGGCAGGACUAAAAAGCAUCAAAAGCUCACCCACUUUUUACCCAGGCCGGUGGAGAUCGAUAAGAUCCCUCAGGAGUACCGGGACGUCUUCAAUUACAGGUGACCAGUGCUGACACUGGGAGAACUGGCUACACUCGGGGCGACAGAACCAAAUGAAGAGGAGCGGCCGGAGCAGGGAGGUGCUGCGGAGCACCGGGAACCCUCAGCCCCCCUCCAGGUCACCGCCUGUGCACAUGUGACCGUAACAUAAACAGUUUAGCUUGUUCCUGGAUGUGUAUAAUUUACUUUGGACUUGUGGCCUCAGCUGGGGGGCGGGGGGGGUAUGGGGGAGACCUCCUUGUGAAACCACUGUGGACGAAGGAAGCCCUCGUGGACUGCCCAGCUGUGGGUCCAUCAGGAAAACCAAAUCAGAUGCCAUGUCUUUUUUUGUUUUGUUUUCCCAAGUAGAAACUGAAGUGACCAGAGCAUGUGGAGAGGUGGCUCCUUGAAAGUUAAAAAAAAAAAAAAAAAAGGUUUUGAAGCAGCUCUAAACUGGUAGGAAAAAAGAGAAUGGUUGACUAUGAGAGCACCAGGAGGCGACACACUGCUGGUGACAUUAGAUGUAACACACACACAGCCAUAGAGGGUCAGGGCCAGAGAUCAAUGACUAUGCCACAGAAAGCUGGAGCUCUGAAAUGGUCAGAAACAACUGAAUCAGACUGAAAUGAGACCGUUACGUGUCCAGCUGGAGUUGCUUCAAGCUUUCUUCAAAGUCAGAGAGGGAAAAGUGGGAGGGGGGGGGGGGGGUG